Messenger RNA from Maylandia zebra (zebra mbuna), 336 nucleotides. The record is from RefSeq and is a predicted model, not a curated record. Lineage: Eukaryota; Metazoa; Chordata; Actinopteri; Cichliformes; Cichlidae.
AUGUCAGGGAAAGUUUUCGUGGUAUUUGCACUGCUGGUUGCUCUGCUUGUGUCUGGAGCAGCUUCCCCAACUGAAACCGGAGAGACUGAGGAGACAAAUGUUCUCAAGCAGCUUCUAGCUAAACAUGAGAUGGCAAAAGACUCGGCUGGAAGACAGAGGCAAGCACCCCGCACUCACUCUGCACGGGUGGAACGACGGGCGCACCUUUCAGUUGAUGAGCGCGAGAUAAUGACCAAACAAAUAAUGCAAGCAAUUUCAGAGCUGAUGAACUCCGAGUGCAUGACGGAUCGGGACUACCAGGGCUGGGUGGAUUUUGGCCGCCGGGACACAGAAUGA